UUCCUGGUCGCCAUUUUGGAUUUUAUGUUGAGCAGCAGCACUUCAAAUACAUAACGGAGCUAACAGGCUAGCUUCGGGGCUGCAGCGAGAAAAAGACAUAGCGAGGGAUAAUUUUGGACCUGAAUGUCCACAUGUAGUGUGCUACAUUUAUAAAACGUGCAUUGUCGUAUAUCGUAGAUUUUUCUAAGCAGCUUGUUGAUGCACGGCAGAUGUGACCGCUAACUAAUUAGCCAUCGUUUAGCCAGCUAGCGGAGCUAAUAGCAUUAGCAUCCCGGCGUCAGAAAACAGCGAGACCAUCGCCAGUCAUUUCGUGCUUCUUUGUUAUCAAUUUAUGUCGGUGAGAUAAAUCGUGUUAAACAGUCCCGGACCCACAUCCUGCGGAGCCAUGUACCAGCUCCCCGUGAAUAAUCUUACAAGAAUCAGGAAAGCCAGAAAACGGGUGAAGAAAAACCUUGAAGACAUAGGACUGCAGCUCUGCAAGGAGGUAGCAGAGGAGUUUAAAGAAUUUUGCCCAGAUGAACAAACUGUGAAGGACACUCUUGGCUAUGACAUCUGCACGUGGGAUCCGUCUAACUCUAAAACACAGGUGUACCGAUCGAAGCAGUUCUGCUGUACAGAGUGCCGGUUUUCUUCCAAAUACUACUCCGGCUACAAAAAUCACUUCCGCAAUGUGCACCGGAAAAUACUGGACAGUCAACUUCUGCUCAACUGUCCGUACUGUUCUUUCAGCGCAAACAGGAGGACCCUGGAGACGCAUGUCAAAAUAUUCCACUUACCCCAUUCAUUCCAGCUGAAUUAUGGGAACCCGCGGGCUCCUGUUUUGGGGAACAGCGCCGUACAGGGAAACAGACUAGAGAAACCAAUGUACUUCUGCAAGAAAUGCAAAUUUCGAGAUGCACUCUACAACGUUGUCAGAAGACACAUUUAUAGAGAACAUUUUCAGCAUAUUGUUUCCCCGUAUCUCGGCAAGGUUUCUUCUUCUGUUAAAAACGGCGCCUGUUCCGUCAACGGCAACAGCAUCUUCUGCAAACAGUGUCCGUUCUCCACUCGGAGCUACGAGGGUUUAGUGCAGCAUGUUGUAGAGUACCACGAACGCAUUGGUUCCCAAGUUACAACCAUGAUAGGACAUGCUAAUGUUAUGAUGUCAAAGCCUCAACCAACCAUGAAUGAAAAAGCCGCUGUCAUCAUUAGCAGGGGUAAGGCUGCAAGGCCCGAGCCGUCAACGCAGCCGGUGAUCGGCUACUUGAAGCCGACUGCUAAGAGCCCGCGCAGUGUCCCAGCCAGCCGUAAGCGCGUCACGGUUAAUGCCAACGGUGCUGUCGCAGAAAAUAAUCAAACUGGUGUAAACACAGCCCAGACGCAGAAGUGGAAGAUAUGCACGGUUUGCAAUGAACUCUUUCCUGAAAACCUGUACAGUGCUCAUUUUGAGUGUGCUCACAAGGCAAAAAAGGUUUGGGCCCUGGCCAAAUACAUUAUGAAAAUCCACAACUUCACCAGCAAGUGUUUGCUUUGCAACCGCUAUCUGCCCAGCAACACGUUACUGAACCACAUGCUGAUUCAUGGCUUAACCUGUCCUCAGUGCCACUCUGCUUUUCACAAUGUGGAAAAAAUCAUGGAGCACACAGCCAAGACCCACCCCAAUGAGUUUUUUGGGCCCACUGGUGCGUCCCCUCUAACCUUUGAUCUUACUGUUAAACAAAGCAAACCCACUAACAUUCAGCUCGCUGUCCUCACUUUUAACAUGAAGGAGUCGCCCAACGGUCAGGAUCAACCUGCACCCGGGCUGCAAUGUGUUAAUCUGCCUGGAAAAGGGCCACCGGUCAGAAUUGUGGAAAUGCAAAGUGAACCAAGGAGCUUAGCGUCGCUAAUGCAGAAUAGUGAUGUUGGAAAGACUGUUUGCCCGCUGUGUUUCUCCAUCCUCAAAGGUCCCCUCUCAGACGCCUUGGCCAUGCACCUGAGACAGCGGCACCAAGUGAUUCAGACCAUGCAUCCUGUCGAAAAUAAGAUGACAUACAAGUGUAUUCAUUGUUUAGGGGUGUACACGAGCAAUAUGGUGGCUUCCACAAUCACGUUGCACCUGGUGCAGUGCAGAGCCGUUGGCAGGAAUCAGUCAAGUCAAGGCUUCAAGUCUGCCUUGACUCUCAACUCGGCAGGUGCCGGGAUUCUCAAGAGGCAGUUGCCGACGCAGUCUCCGGCAAAUCCCAAGAAAAUGAAAAUGAGCAAAGGAACGGGUCCGUUCCGUGGAAGCCCCGCUCCGUUCGACAGCCUGGUUCUGGAUCCUUCAGGCUGCGAGCACAAGACGCACGAGGCCAGGAAAGAGUUCCUGACCUCCUACUUCAACAGGCGGCCGUACCCAACGUCCCAAGAAGUGGAGAAGCUGGCUGCAAGUCUGUGGCUGUGGAAGUCUGAAGUUGCUAGUCACUUUGCGUUGAAGCGAAAGCUGUGUUUACAGAGUUGUGAAAGCAAGAAGGUUUCGGUCCAAGUCGGCCUCGACAUGAACGCUGUAAGCAAACUAAAACAUUACCUGAUUUUUGAUAAGGGGAGGUUGGUUGGCACCUCCUCCAUUAGGUCUACAGGGUUCAAGUCACAUGCUCCAUGCAUAAAACCAAAACGGCAUCCUCACACCUCAAACCGCACAGUGGAACAGAGUGGUUUGCGCAUAGAGAUCAUUUCAAUAGACUCAGACAAUGAAGAAGAGACAGAGAAUCCUGUUGAGAUGGAGGAAGAGGACACGAACCAAGACAAGAACGAAAAGGUUAAAACAAACUGUGGAGAUAACCUGGAAUCAGAGUGCCUGGAGAACCCGGCAGGAGAGAAAGAUGACUUGAAAAUUGUUGAACCUUUGAGUGAAGAGGAUGGGAACAAAGUUGACCUGAUCCAAGAAGAAACCGUCUCGUCAGAAAAUGAGAACGUUGACCCAAACCAAGAACAGAAGGUCAUGUUGGAGAAAGAAGAGCUCGACGUAAAUCUAAACGAAAAAGUCUCGGAGAAUAAAAAGGUCGACCCAAACCAAGAAGAGAAGGUCUUGUCGGAGAAUGAAAGCGUUGACACAGUUCAAGAGGUGAAAAUUUGGUAUGAGAAUGACGACAAACCAAAUCAAGAGGAGAAAGUCUUGUCGGAGAAUGAAGACGAUGUCCAAGAAAAGAAGGUCUUGUUGGAGAAUGAAAUCAUCGACCCAAAUCAAGAGGAGAACGUCUCGUCAGAGAAUGAAAACGACACAAUUCAAGAGGUGAAAAUUUGGUAUGAGAAUGAAAACGUCAGCCCAGAUCAAGAAAAAGUCUCGUCAGAGAAUGAAAACGUCGACACAAUUCAAGAGGUGAAAAUCUUGUCUGAGAAUGAAAACAGUAACCCAAAUCAAGAGGAGAAGGUCUCGUCAGAGAAUGGAAACGAUGUCCAAGAAGAGACGGUCUUGUCCGAGAAUGAAGCCGUCGACACAAUUCAAGAGGAGAAAGUUUUGUCGGAGAAUGAAAACGACACAGUUCAACAGGUGAAAAUUUGGUAUGAGAAUGAAAACAGUAACCCAAAUCAAGAGGAAAAAGUCUCGUCAGAGAAUGGAAACGAUGUCCAAGAAGAGAAGGUCUUAUCCGAGAAUGAAACAGCCGACACAAUUCAAGAGGUGAAAAUCUUGUCAGAGUAUGAAAACGAUGUCCAAGAAGAGAAGGUGGAAUCCAGGUCUCCACAGAUCCUGACGGAGGAGAAAAACCACGAGGACGUAGAUGAACCUUCCAUGGAAACCAGCUCAGUUGAAGAUGGGAAAGAAAAUACUGACAUGACCUCGUGUUAAUUUCCUUUAGUUCUGGUUGAAAAACAGUGGAGUUUUACAAUUAAACCAAUCAGUACCGCUCCAAAAAUGGUUACAACUUGAAGGGCUGUUUUUAGCGUUUGGCAUGGGUCAAAAAUUCACCCGUUCUCAACGUGUUACUCUUAACUAGUGCUGCAGAAUAGAAAUCUUAACCUGCAUUGUAUAAUUGCUGAUGCAUAUAUAUACAUAUAUAUAUAUACACACACACAGAGACUUCUUUUGCCUACAUUGUGGUUCUGUUUCAAAUAUCUGUUAUUUUCCCUAGCUGCCAUGAUAUAAAAUGUUUUUUUCCCCCAGUUUGCCUAGUUUUAUUUCACUUUUGCCUUAGUUGUACCAAUGUAUUCCCUUUAUGUUAUUUCAGAUUUAGACAAUUUAAGAUUCACUUAAAGUUUAUGUACCGGUUUGAAUAAAAAUGUUCAUUAAAAAGGUUUGUUGGGAUUUUA
Fundulus heteroclitus (mummichog) is the source of this 4245-nucleotide messenger RNA. It is a transcript of the gene adnpa, whose product is annotated as activity-dependent neuroprotector homeobox a. The transcript is spliced from 4 exons. The record is from RefSeq and is a predicted model, not a curated record. Lineage: Eukaryota; Metazoa; Chordata; Actinopteri; Cyprinodontiformes; Fundulidae. Gene Ontology annotation, biological process: extrinsic apoptotic signaling pathway in absence of ligand; intrinsic apoptotic signaling pathway in response to DNA damage; regulation of gene expression. The coding region runs from base 386 to 3784 and encodes 1132 amino acids. Gene Ontology annotation, cellular component: mitochondrial outer membrane; nucleus. Gene Ontology annotation, molecular function: protein heterodimerization activity; protein homodimerization activity; DNA binding.